Messenger RNA from Panicum hallii, 2034 nucleotides. RefSeq lists its product as uncharacterized. NCBI's taxonomy places the organism in Eukaryota, Viridiplantae, Streptophyta, Magnoliopsida, Poales, Poaceae. The transcript is spliced from 2 exons. The record is from RefSeq and is a predicted model, not a curated record. The coding region runs from base 141 to 1709 and encodes 522 amino acids.
CCUAACUCGGCCACCCGCGCCUCCUCUCCCCGCCGCCACCCGCGCCUCCUCCCAACCCGCCGCCACCCGCGCCUCCUCUCCCGCCGUCCGUCGCCGUCGCCGUCGAGCUCCCCCGCCCCUCCACCGCCUCCAGUACCCUAAUGGCCGCCCGGCCCGCCGCUCCCCACCCCGUUGCGCCGGCGAGAUCCACUGCCCCCGACGCCGCCCACCGGCUAUCUCCUCCCGCCGCCUCGCCCUCCGCCGUCUCGGCCGCCACCAUCGCCGGGCCACCGGAGGCGCCACCGCCCGCGCCAGUAACCCCCAACCCCACCCCUCCGAUGGAGGCGCCACCGCCCGCGCCAGAAAUCCCCAACCCCACCCCUUCGAUGGAGGAGGAGGUAAAGCCCACGGACGGAUCCGGUUCCGCCGUUGACAUGGGGUUGUUGUUGUCCGAGUUGUCGAUUCGGGAGGUCCUGCUGAACUGCAGUGUUCGCUUGAUCGAUGAGGUGGCAGAGCUCAUCAAGAAGUCCGGCGCGCCGUCAUUGACGUCCAUCCUGGAUGACCUCCGCCAAACUAUCGCUCUACAGCCAGGCCUCAACAGUGCACAGAGGGACGCCGCGGAACAAAUUGCCAUCCAGCGCAAGAUCCUCGAGUACCAGGCUCAAUAUGAGGAGCCGGCGGCGGCGGCUCUUAGGCAGCAUCCUCCCAGGUCGGCUGCAAUCACCAAGCUGAUCACCGGCAUUGCAGACAAAUACUUCCUUGAUGCCUUGGAGCUCGACUUCUCUGGGCGACACUCGUGGCCAACGGUUUCCUCAUUGUCGCUCCGUGUGUCGCCGGAGAUCAGCGCCAAUAAGUUUGGCAGCGCCGUCAUCGCCCGUGCCGACCACGAAAUCAUCGUCAUGUACUUCGGCACCUAUCGUCCUUGUAUGCACGGCCCAGGGUUUUAUCUCAUCUACGAUGCCAAGCUCAAGACCCUAGCUGCCGCUGCUCAGGUGCCCAAGUGUAUCUCCUUAUUUUCGCACCGCUGCAUUGGGUCUGGUGCUGCUGUACUUCGCCUUCCACCGUCCAGCGACUCUGGCUAUGUCCUUGUUGAGCUUCUACUUCGCCUUGACAGCAAUUGGCUCCCGACAUCAAAUGCCACACUACUUACUUGGUCCAACAGUUCUAGCAGCCAACCUUCUUGGGUAGAGACAGAGGUUGUCCUCCCCCAGCAAGUCAACGGAUAUGCAUUCCAUGCUGAUACAGUUUUUCCGGUGGGAACCAGCGGCCUCUGCUGGGCUGAUCUGACCAAGGGUAUUUUGGUGUGUGAAAAUCUGCUAGCUCAAGUUCCAGAAUUCAAAUUUAUAUCACUGCCACUACUCUCUGAUCCUUUGCAUGGCCGGGGGCGUCCAGAGGAGAGCCGUUGCAUAGCUGGGUCAAGCUGUCAAAGCACCAUCAUUAGGUUUGCUUAUGUGGAGGGAAGGACCAUCACGAUGUGGAAUUUGAAUCUUGCUGACAUGGAAUUUGGGUGGAAGAGAGCUAUGUGCUUUGACAUGCAAUACACACCUGAUGGUCCUAUUUCCCAUCCUCUUCUAAGUGUGGUUGAAGAUGAUGUCUUAUAUGUUGAUAUCAACACCAAGAAGCUACCAGGAUACCACAUGGUUCUAUAUAAAGGACUUAUGUUGGCGUGUGUUCCACGGUCACAACGUGUGAGCGAUAAGAUCGUCGCCUCCUCCUCAUGCUUCCUGUAAAAAGAUUAAUGGAUCCUUAGCACGGAGGGCCAUUGCAAGGGGGCUCAUAAGGAUGGUCUUUGUUCAUUCCAGCCAGCAGAUAUACACCAGGGCAACCAACACAUGAGGGAUGUUUUGCAUCUUGUCGAUGUUAUCUAUUCUAGACGACUUGGUGUUGCUAUUAUAUGUCAAGUUUAUUUGAAUCAUGGCUCAGUCAAAUCUUACUGUUGUGUUGAAUGUUGAAUAUUUUUGAAAUUAUUGAACUAUUUUAAGCUCAUGUUGACAUCCAAAUAUUUAUCUUGAUGAGGAAUAUCAACCUAUCUCUGCUCCGCUAUUUGGCAUGUUA